AUGGGGGACUUGGAAGAGCUGACUGACAAGAAAGCUCAGCUAAUAUGCCAGCUGAGUGAAAUCACCGGCCUUACGAACAUUGGUUCCCCUCUUUUCGCUACUUUAUGGUUCAGCGAUGAUUCUGUCUUGGAGAAUCACCAUGAGUCUGCGAAACGAGAUCCUUCCAAGACUCGGUUCCUUUUGCAAGAUGCUGGAAAUCAACUAUUGGAUAUACUGAAGUUAUGGUCUUCGAGAUUCUGGAGGGAUUACCCUGAGAGGAUAUGGACUAGAAUUACAAACCUCAACGAACCACGCCCACCACACUGGGAAAUAAUUUCCUUUCCUCCAGUCCAGCCCGGUGGCUCACUGCUAUCCCUAGUAACCUGUCACCCGUGGUCACCAAUAGCCCCGAGCCGAGCGAUCUUUGAUCCCGAGAGUGGGACUGCGAUUGCAAAUUUUUGGUCUACUCUGCGCAUGUUCUGGUCUUCGGAGCGCGUCGAUUCAUGGCAGAGAGCAACGAUUGGAGGUACCAAAAGAUGUUCGAAUCUGAUAUCCCUAGCUUUGCAUAUCCAUGAUCUCUGGGAUAAGGCAGUGUUUGGGUUGCGACCAUUGGAGCUUUCGUCCAACCGAGAGACCCUCACUGUCCAACUUCAUUGGCUUCAAUCAUCGUCGUAUGCUCGACAGAUCAGCAUGACAUCGCGCCCGAGCUUCCCAGCAAACUUACAAGGUGUGUCUAAUUCUGGUGCUGGAAUUUAUAAUCUUAAAACAAAAAUGCCAGUGUCAUCGGGCGAUAAGAUGAUUUUCGAGACCGAUGACCCGGAUGGACGCCCUCUGCCAUCUCUGGAGCUGCUCGACAUGCAGUGGGUGUUGCAUCGCGUACUUGCCCUGAGCGGAGUCCCUAGUCAUGGCACUUAUUCCUUUCACAGGUGAUAUCUGGAGUUUGAAGACAAAUAGCAAGGUAUGAAAGAAUCUGAAAAGCACCCUAGCGUGGUAAGACCAUUUCGCCGGCUACCAACCUAGCAUCACAGCUCGACCGACCCACUUUUCUUGAUCGCGAGUAGGAUUACUGACCUCGAUCAUGGAUAACUGCCAAAGCUUUCAACUAGGUUGCUGAUUGGUCGUGGCAGAAAGUUCGCACCCCUUGUCGACGGAUGAGAGUGGUCAUCCAGAUCGCCUAAAAUCACUACUUUUGACUCACCAUUCUCUUCUAGGUUAAACGGACCAUUUGUCCAUCACAAUAUUCUCAUAAUUUUUUCCUUCUCCGUUGUGUUUUCCUCUCCUUCUUCCUUCUCGUGGCUUUUGGAAUAGCUAUACGUUUUAUUAUAUGAUCCCUACUGUGUC
Messenger RNA from Aspergillus sclerotioniger CBS 115572, 1320 nucleotides. RefSeq lists its product as uncharacterized. Lineage: Eukaryota; Fungi; Ascomycota; Eurotiomycetes; Eurotiales; Aspergillaceae. The record is from RefSeq and is a predicted model, not a curated record. The coding region runs from base 1 to 909 and encodes 302 amino acids. The transcript is spliced from 3 exons.